CUCACUGUCAACUGUCAAGUCAAGUCAACAAAGUGAGUUGAGUUGUGCUGUGAAAGUUGUUUGUUUGGAUUAAUCUAGUAAUUUGCGUAGCUUUUACAAUGCCGAAAGUACGUCGUAGUCGUAAACCUCCUCCAGAAGGAUGGGAACUCAUUGAGCCUACGUUAGAAGAGUUGGAACAGAAAAUGCGAGAAGCCGAAACCGAACCACAUGAAGGCAAACGCAAGCAGGAGUCACUGUGGCCAAUUUUUAAAAUUCACCAUCAGAAGUCGCGUUACAUCUAUGACUUGUUCUAUAGACGCAAGGCAAUCAGCAGAGAGCUGUAUCAAUACUGCUUGGAUGAGAAAAUAGCCGAUGCCAAUCUUAUUGCUAAGUGGAAGAAGACUGGUUAUGAAAACUUAUGUUGUUUGCGGUGCAUUCAGACCAGAGAUACAAACUUUGCUACUAACUGCAUAUGUAGGGUGCCUAAGAGCAAACUAGAAGAAGGCAGAAUAGUGGAGUGUGUUCAUUGUGGAUGCAGAGGGUGCUCAGGAUAAGUUAGAAUUUAGUAAUUAGACCUAAUUUUAGUUCCGCUUUUUCUUUGGUGUCCAAUUCCAUUUUUUUAUAACCUUCAUACAUUUUUGGUUGAAAUAGCAUAUCUAGACUGAUACUAAUUUAUUAUACAAUCACUGACUAUGAAGUUUUUGUAUUUUCAAUAAAAUUUGCAAAACAUUUAACAGCUGUA
Molecule: messenger RNA, 721 nt
Organism: Spodoptera litura
Lineage: Eukaryota; Metazoa; Arthropoda; Insecta; Lepidoptera; Noctuidae
Gene: l(1)10Bb
Product: BUD31-like protein
Biological process (GO): mRNA splicing, via spliceosome
Cellular component (GO): nucleus; spliceosomal complex
Source: RefSeq, a predicted model, not a curated record